Molecule: messenger RNA, 4605 nt
Organism: Linum trigynum
Lineage: Eukaryota; Viridiplantae; Streptophyta; Magnoliopsida; Malpighiales; Linaceae
Source: the annotation of a GenBank genome assembly
UAAUGAAGGUGAUUGGAAAAUUCACAAAGCCUGAGCACAGAUCAAACUAAAGUAUGAAGCAUUUAUAGAUUAAGAUUCAUGAAAGAGAAAUUUUUAGAUUGAUUAUGUUUCCAAACUUCUAUAGGGGCAAUGCAGGCCGUUUAGGUUCCUAAACCUCUCAGGCAAGUAUUAUUUUUUUGGUAGAGCCUCUCAGGUAAGUUCAUCAACCUGUAAAUCCAACCUGUUGAUUUGGAUGGAAAUGGUAGGCGCUGAUUAAGAUUGGCUGUUACUCUUUAUGUGUAGGGUAGUCUCUAAUUGUUUGAUACUGAUUCAACAUUUACCUUUCCAAUUAGCAUGGCUCCUGAAUGACUGGUCAACACAUCAUCUGUUAGGUCAAGUUAUCCAGGUUUACAGUUGCAUAAUUUUCAUCCAGAUUCAAUUGCAAUUAGUGACCAAAAUCACUGGUAUAGGGAGCCAAAUAAAAACAAAACAAUGUUGGAGUAGUAAGUGAAAGAGCCUUAACAAAGAACUUUCACCUAUUCAUAAGAUAAAAGAACUUUUACCUAGUAGCUGUAACAUUAUUUUUUCCCCUGCGUAACUAAUUUCAUACAAUAGUUGUUUGCAUGCCUGAAACCGCAAAUAGAUGAGUGAGGAAUCUAUAUGUUGCUAUCCAAAUGGCAUCUUUACAUGACAUAAGAGUAUACAGAUCUUUUGAAAUUGUCGUCUUCACAAAACAUAAUAUUUUCGCUCUUACCAGAGAAAUCCUCUUCCAAGGGACUGGACUCGUCAGCACCAAGUGACUUGGAGACUACUGCUGCUACAGAUGGUGGUAUUUCUGCUCUACCAAGUAACAUUUCAGGGGAAUCGGUGUCUAAAAGUGGAAAUUGCAAGCGUGAAUUAGUCCUAUUAGAUCUCUUUUCUGGUUGUGGUGGAAUGUCUACAGGAUUAUGCAUGGGUUCUAAACUUUCUGAUGUUGAUCUUGUGAUGAGAUGGGCCCUUGAUAGUAACAAGUACGCACGUGAAAGCUUGAAACUAAAUCAUCCAGGAACCCAAGUUAGGGGUGAACCUGCAGAGGAUUUUCUUGCACUGUUGAAGGAAUGGGAGAAAUUAUGCAAGAAAUAUAUGGAUACUGUUCCUGAAAAGACACAUUCCAGAAGAUCAAUGGCUUCAAAAGCUGAAAAUUGGAAUGAUGAUAGACUCAAUGAAGCUGAUGUCGCUGCUGGUGAAUUUGAAGUCUCUAAGAUAGUCGACAUUUGUUUUGGUGAUCCUAGUUCUUCUGGGAACCAUGGAUUGAAACUUAAGGUACAUUGGAAGGGUUACAGUGUAAAUGAUGAUACAUGGGAGCCAAUUGAAAGCUUAAGUAACUGCCAAGAUAGUAUACGUGAUUUUGUGAGAAAUGGGCGAAAAUCAAAGAUCUUACCACUUCCUGGAGACGUUGAUCUGGUUUGUGGAGGCCCUCCAUGCCAGGGAAUUAGUGGCUAUAAUCGCUUCAGAAAUUUUGAUUCUCCACUUGAUGAUGAACGAAAUCAACAGAUUGGCGUUUUCAUGGACAUUGUGCAGUUCUUAAAACCCAAAUUUGUGUUGAUGGAAAAUGUAGUUGAUAUUCUAAGAUUUGACAAGGCUUCUCUUGCAAGAUACGCUUUAAGUCGUCUGGUACAAAUGAAGUACCAAGCAAGGCUUGGUACUGUUGCAGCUGGUUGUUAUGGUCUCCCCCAGUUUCGUCUCCGUGUCUUCUUGUGGGGAGCGCAUCCUUGUGAGAAACUUCCACAGUUUCCGCUUCCUACUCAUGAUGUUGUUGUCAGAUAUUGGCCACCGCCUGAAUUUGAGCGCAAUACUGUUGCUUAUGAUGAAGAUCAGCCACGUCCAUUAGAAAAAGCCUUAGUUCUUGAAGAUGCCAUAUCUGAUCUUCCAGCUGUUUCCAGUAAUGAACACCGUGAUGAAAUGCCAUACGACAAGCCCCCAGAAACCGAGUUUCAAAGAUUCAUUCGGUCCCCAGAGUCUGAGAUGAUAGGUCAUUCAAAAAGUGGUGCAAGAAUUGCCAAGGAUGUACUGUAUGAUCAUCGUCCUUACUCCUUGAGUGAAGAAGAUUACGCUCGUGUUUGUCAGAUCCCGAAAAAAAAGGGUGCGAAUUUCAGGGAUCUCCCUGGAGUAGUAGUUGGGGCAGACAAUGUUGCAAGGCGAGAUCAAAAGAUUGAGCAAGUAAUUUUACCAUCUGGAAAGCCACUGGUGAGUGAUUUUUCAACAAUUUCCUUAUGAGUGAUCAAAUUGACUGUCAAUUUGUUGCUGAAGUUCUUGAGAAGAUGAAAAUAAUCAACACUUAUUUUGUGCAUUUUGUAAAGUAUUUCUCCAUCUGGCAGAACUCAUUGAUAAAAUGUUUCAAAGGCAAUGCUUAUGAAGGCACAUCAAUUUUUUUUUAAUGAACUAGCUUUCACCAUCUAAACCUGUGUAAAUGGAAUAGAAAUUUUUAUCUUUUGCUAAAAAAUUCAGGCUACAAUGUGCUCAAUCCUCGUAGUGCAUUAACUAAGCUUCUUUAAGUCCCUUGAAUGUCUACUAGAGUUAGAAACUUCUGAUAGCUACUUUUCAUGUGUUGUCAGAGCAUUUACAUGUACAAGUUGUUCUUAGUGAAUGGAAAACCAUUGUUUCUGAAGAAGAAAAAAAGCAGUAUGUUAGUAUCUAGUUUAUAUAUCUACUCAUCUAUAUGCUCUAAAAAGAAUUUGAUAGUGGAUACACAGACGCAUACAAGUGCGUAAAAAUAAAAUACAAAGUACAGCAAAACAAGAGAUGUAUACAUUUGGACAAAUUCAAUAUGUCUGUAAGCCUUUCCAAACAUUAACGUAUUUCUCAAUAAAGUGCCAAAUGUUUUUGUCAAGUGUCUUCUCCUCCAAUCCCCUUCCUGUGGCUUUAUUAUCGUCACUGGUUGGCUAAUGAAAUGCCAUAUUAGUAUUGUUACAAUGUUCAUUCCUCUUUCAGGUACCUGAUUUUGCCCUAAAGUUUUCACAAGGGAAGUCUAGAAGGUAAGAAUUAUAUGCAUCUUUGUAGUUGUUGCCUUUCUUGUAGUUACUCAAUUGUCUUGCAUUAAUGAGCACUUUCCGCAGGCCAUAUGGAAGAUUGUGGUGGGAUGAAACAGUACCCACCGUGGUGACAUAUCCAGAUCUUCACAGCCAGGUUUGUUCCCUCUAGCUCUUGCCUAAUAUCUGUAAGCCGUAUGCAUGCUGUUUGUGGGUUCUAAGUCUCUAGACAUGUGUGCAGGCAGUGCUCCAUCCAGAUCAGGAUCGAGUUCUUACCAUAAGAGAAUGUGCAAGGCUGCAAGGUUUUCCGGAUUAUUAUAGGUUCUGUGGUUCUGUUAAAGCCAGGUAUGCAAUUGGUUUCUGAUGUCCUUUCGCUCUUUGGUACCCGGUAAAGUUAAUAUGCGCCAAGUGAGAUGUCAACUUGAGUUCAGACAUCAUUGUGAACUAUGAUUGCAUUUCCAUAUAUAUCCUCUGCAUCUUUUUUUCAGUUGGAAUUUUGUUUUGCCAUUGCAAAUUGCUUAUUGCUGUAGUCCAUGAAGCUUCGGAGCUUAGGAUUGAAUGUAUUGCUGUGGGCCAUGGGUUGUUUUAGACUUUAGCAGAAAUGUAGUGGCUAGAGUCCCAGCAGUCAAGCCUGUUCUUGCAGGCAAUGUUGGCUCUAGGUUGAACUAACAACUACGAGAGAUAAGCAAUGGAAGUGUUAGAAUUACUGAUUUCUCUAGGUCUUGGAUUCCGGGUUCCUAAAUGUUUAUCUGAUUCAAGUUCAUGGCAGCUGUGCAGCAGCAUCUUGUCCAUUUACAUCUUAUCUUCAAACGUCCUGAAUUUGCUAGCUUUAAAUUUGUUCGCGUACACAGUUCUUGAACAAGUACACUGGCAUUCUCUUCAUUUUUCAAUAUUGACUUCUGCUCCUGCUAAUAUUGUUGGCUCAGGUAUCGCCAGAUAGGGAAUGCAGUUGCUGUCCCUGUGGGACGAGCACUGGGAUAUGCCAUGGGAUUAGCAGCUCUAGGACUUGGUGAUGAUGGACCACUCAUGACUCUCCCUAAAAAAUUCUCCCAUUCAACUUAUCUUCAACUAUCCGAGCCUGAGCUCGAGCCAGUCGAAGCAGUUCCAAUCGACUGGAUCUCCUAACCAUAAGUGUCUUCCACCCGACCAUUUUUUAUUCCUGCAGCAUUGACUAUGAGUUUGAGGCUCUACCCGCAGUCUUAUAGCCUGUGCCACUGCUGCUAGCCCAGGCCAUUUUUUCCCAGGCCUUUGUUGUAAUCCUCGGGUAGAAAUAAUGCUACUAGUGUGACCUAGAGAUGUAACUCAAUAAUGUUAGGAGCGUCUUCUGUUUCGUGUCCUUAAGUUCUUUCCUUUUUCAGGCCUUUGUUGUAAUCUGGCUAGAUAGAAAUAAUGCUACUAGUGUGACCUAGAGAUGUAACUUAAUAAUGCUAGUGUGUCCUUCAAGUGCCCUUCAUAAUACUACUAGUUCUUUGCUUAUUUAAGGGUUGGAACCUUUCGUUUCUUCUUUUAAGAUUCAGCUGCAUUUUAAACAGAAAAGAGUGCAGUGCAGGCUUAGUGUAAAUAUUACAAGUAAGACACUGUCCCGUGAAGGAGUGCCAAGUAAAGUUAUCAGGUUUCU